This is a messenger RNA of Cannabis sativa, 5980 nucleotides long. Its product is annotated as nuclear pore complex protein NUP214. The record is from RefSeq and is a predicted model, not a curated record. The transcript is spliced from 17 exons. Gene Ontology annotation, biological process: RNA export from nucleus. Gene Ontology annotation, molecular function: structural constituent of nuclear pore. The coding region runs from base 38 to 5836 and encodes 1932 amino acids. NCBI's taxonomy places the organism in Eukaryota, Viridiplantae, Streptophyta, Magnoliopsida, Rosales, Cannabaceae.
CUUCUGGUUUUUUCUUAGGGUUUCUCCAAACAACAACAUGGUGAUUGAGAUUGACGAAGAGCUCGACGCAGACCGAAUCUGCUCCACCGAUUACUUCUUCGAUCGAAUUGGAGAACCUGUCCCACUCAAACCUCCUCCCUUCAACUACGAUCUCAAAUCCCUUCCUUCACAACCUCUAGCUCUCUCCGAGUUCCACGGCCUCAUCUUCCUCGCUCUCUCUUCUGGGUUUUGCGUUGCCAGGACUAAGGAUGUUAUAGCUCUCUCACUUGAAAUUAAGGAAAACGGAACUUCUUCUUCUUCUUGUUCUAUACAACAGUCCAGCCUUGUGGAUGUUGCUAUUGGAGAAGUUCGUAUUUUGGCGCUUUCUCAUGAUCAGUCCACUCUUGCAGCUACUGUUGGAGCUGACAUUCAUUUCUUCUCCGUUGAUUUGCUUAUUUCAGAUAAGCUAUCAAAACCAGAUUUUUCUAGCUCGGUGGAUGAGUCAAGCUAUGUCAAAGAUUUUCGGUGGAGAAAGAAAUCUGAGAAUACUUAUCUUUCUCUUUCAAAUACUGGAAGUCUCUAUCGAGGAACUCUUGAUGGUCCCAUUAAACAUGUCAUGGAGGAUGUUGAUGCUGUUGAGUGGAAUGCGAAAGGAAAUUAUAUUGCCUUGGCGAGGAAGGAUAUGCUUAUCAUCUUGUCAUCUAAGUUUAAGGAAAAAUCACACAUGGUACUUCCAUUCAAGUCUUGGAUUGGUGACUCUGACGAGGAUUGCAAUGUGAAAGUGGAUUCUAUCAGGUGGGUUCGUCCGGAUAGCAUCGUAUUAGGAUGCUUUCAACUGGGUGAAGGUGGAAGUGAAGAAAAUUACCUUGUACAAGUUAUUAAAAGCAAAGGAGGGAAAAUUUCUGAUGCCUCCAACAAGUCAGUUGCCAUAUCUUUCUAUGAUUUGUUUUCGGGUGUUGUUGAUGGUAUUCUGCCGUUUGGAAGCGGACCUUAUUUAUUGAUGAGCUAUUUGGAGAAGUGGGAAUUUGCACUAGUUGCUAACAAGAAGAAUACAGAUGAACAUGUAGUGUAUAUUGGUUGGUCACUCGGAGAGGAAAAGAAUGAGGUUGCUAGUGUUGAUAUCCAGCGAGAUAACUUGCUCCCAAGGAUCGAGCUUCAAGAAAAUGGUGAUGAUAAUUUGAUACUGGGACUUUGCACUGAUAAAGUUUCAUGCUAUGGAAAAGUUAAAGUUCAACUUGGAGCCGAGGAACCAAAAGAACUGUCGCCUUAUUGCAUUCUGAUGUGUCUUACACUAGAAGGAAAACUUGUUAUGUAUCAUGUUGCAUGUGCCAAUGAUAAUGAAGCUCAACCUGAGGUUCCCCUUUCCGAUGAAGAAGAGGAUGCUAGUGGAGUAGAACUUGUGGAGGUUGAAAUAUCAAAACAUUCUGUCAGACUGGAAGAAGAACAGUUAGGGAAAGUUCCCGUAAAUCUUCAAUCGAAUGAUGUUAAUAAAAAUGAACUUGAUAAAGAAAAAUAUAGGGAGGUCCUCAACAAAACAAACUUGAAGCCUCCUAAUGUUACUGAAUCGUCAACCACUAUUGCAACAAAUGAAAUAUCCCAGAAAACACCCCAUUCUUUGAUCAAGGGUUUCAGCAUGACAGGGGUAGCAACAUUUUCAAGGCUUGAUUCUAAUGCUGCUCAGACUCCUACUCAGGGGCUUACAGGGUUUUCAUCUAGUGCUGCUCAAACAUCUACUCAGGGAUUCGCAUGGUUUGGAUCUAAUGCUGCUCAAUCAUCUACUCAAGGAUUUGCAGGGCUUGGAUCUAGUGCUGCUCAAUCAUCUACUCAAGGAUUUGCAGGGUUUGGAUCUACUGUUGCUCAAUCGUCUACUCAGGGAUUUGCAGGGCUUGGAUCUAGUGCUGCUCAAUCAUCUACACAGGGAUUUGCAGGGUUUGGAUCUAGUGCUGCUCAAUCAUUUACGCAGGGAUUUGCAGGGUUUGGAUCUAGUGCUGCUCAAUCGUCUACUCAGGGAUUUGCAAGGCUUGGAUCUAGUGCUGCUCAAUUGUCUAUUCAGGGAUUUGCAGGGCUUGGAUCUAGUGCUGCUCAAUCAUCUACUCAGGGAUUUUCAGGGCUCGGGUCUCAUGCUGCUCAAACAUCAACUCAAGCAUUUUCAGCAUUUGGAUCUAGUGCUGCUCCAACAUCAACUCAAGCAUUUCCAGGGUUGGGACCUGGCGGUAAUUCAUUCUCUGGAAAAAUGUCAGCUGACUCUGUUGUCCAGUCAAAUCGUAAGGAAUUACAUACUAGUGUUGAGACAGUCAAGGGGUCACCCGUGAAUGUUGGUUUCACUGGUUUAUCAAGAACUUCAUCUCAAUCAUUUUCAAGUGCUAAAUCCACUUUUCCUAAGGAAACUGAUGCUAGCUCUCUAGUUGUGCCUUCAAGCUAUAACGACAGCAGCGGUGGUUCUGAAAUUGCUGGUUUCAAUUCUAAAAACAGUGAAAUGAACAUUUCUGGAAAACAAGUCCAUUUGAAGGAACCAGUGGGUAAUUCUACUUCACACGGUACUUUUGGUAAGCUGUUCCAGAGUUCAGGACAGAGACCUGUAGCAACCCCUGGUAAUAUUGAGUCAUUACCUUCUAUUCGUGGAUCACAAGAAAAUGCCAUACUUUCUGACUCUGCCAACCAUAAGCAACAUCAGACCAAUGAGAAUUAUAGAAAUCUUCAGCAGUCGGGAAUACUGAAUUCUGAACCAAAUUUUUCAAAACAAUUUGGCAAUAUUAAAGAUAUGACCAAAGAGUUAGAUAUGCUUCUACAAUCUAUAGAGCAACCAGGUGGUUUCAAAGAUGCCUGUACAGUUUCACAUAAGAGUUCAGUUGAAGCACUGGAGCAAGGAAUACAGACUUUGUCUGACAAAUGUAGUUUGUGGAAGAGCAUUAUGGAUGAACGAGUCGGAGAGGUGCAGAAUCUUCUUGAUAAAACAGUACAAGUGUUGGCAAGGAAGGCAUAUAUGGAAGGCAUUGUCAAACAAGCAUCCGAUAGUCAAUAUUGGGACCUUUGGAAUCGUCAAAAAUUGAGUUCUGAACUUGAGCUAAAGCGGUGUCAUAUACUAAAAUUGAAUGAGGAAUUGACUAAUCAGUUGAUUGAACUUGAGAAGCAUUUUAAUAACAUUGAACUAAACAAAUUUGACGAAAAUGGUGGACUUCAUGCGGGCAAGAGAUCUACUCAGAGCAGAUAUGGACCUUCAAGGCAGGUUCAAUCCUACCAUAUUUUACAUAACACAAUGAGCUCACAAUUAGCUGCUGCUGAGAAACUUUCUGAGUGUCUUUCGAAACAAAUGGCAACUCUGAAUAUAGAAUCACCUUCUUCAAAGAAAAAGAAUGUCAAAAAAGAGUUGUUUGAGUCCAUAGGGAUUCCUUAUGAUGCCUCCUUCAGUUCUCCGAGUUCCACAAAAAGAAGCAGUAUCCAUUCAAAUAGUAAAGUCUUACUUUCUGGUUCUACUGCUGCUAAAGUCAAUACAAAUGGAAAAUCAAGCGUCUUGAAAAGUUAUGGACAGGAAACUGCAAGGAGGAGAAGAGACUCUCUGGACCGGAGUUGGGCCAGUUUUGAUCCUCCAAAAGCAACUGUAAAAAGACUGCUUUUGCAAGAGAGCAAGCCAAGUGUGCCUACAGAUAAGCGAACAGUUAACUCUCACACACUGGAGAGAACAGCACUAGCUCGCUCGAGGGAACGCGUCUCUUCAACUUUCUCUCUUUCACAAAACAGAGCUGGAAAUCUAGGUGAACCCAUGAAACAGGCUGAUCAAGAAAGUCCAUUUGGAAGUGAUCGUCCGCAGUUAAAAUUUGCAGUGACAAAGUCUCCUACAUUGCAAAGAAACCAUAUGUCACCAGCGUCUCAGUCGGUUCCUGUAGCAGGCCAACAGUUCAUGAGAGAUUCUAGCAAUAAAACUGCUGAAAAACUAGGUAGUGGCGUGACUAUUAUUGAGAAGUCCGAUGCAGUUUCAGUGAAGGAGAACAAAACUGUACCGAAAUCUGAUACCAAUCUGAAUCCAAAACCAUCAGUGCCUGCAAUGUUCUCCGGUCAGUCACCAGUGUUUGUAAAGAAAACUAGCGAAGAAUUAAAUUCUAGUAAAGAGACCACAUCUAGUUGGAUGACAGACAGUGCAAAGAAUUCUCCAUUCUCUAUUACACCUUUUUCGGGAGUACAGAGUAUACCAAAAGAAGUUGUACAGCCUGAUUCUGCACUGGGCAAAACUCAACCUAGUGAAAAAGUUCUAUCCCCUCCAACCUCCUCGGUAUCGCUUUCAGCUCCAAUGUCUCCCUUGUUUUCAACAUCGUUAGCUCCUUCGUCUUCAUUAUCUCUUACAUCUUCAACCGAUCAAACUUCACCAUUUUCUCUUACAUCUUCAACCGAUCAAACUUCACCAUUUUCCAUUAGCAAAUCGUGGACCAAUUCUAACACCAAAGCAAAUGCAAGUCAAGCUAUCUCAACAUCUUCGACAGUAGCUUUUGCUUCUCCGGUUCAACCUUCGGGUUCUUUUGAGGCUCCCAAGCCACUACCACCCCCAUCUUUAACACCAUCAACCGUAUCCUCGAAUUCUGAGUCUCGCAAGAUAGAAUUGAAGGGUUCUUCAAAAGCUGAUACUGACACUCCUACUCAAGCACCAGCUGUGCAGCAAGGUGAGCCAGACACAAAGCCUAAACCUUCAGUGUCAUCUAGCCAAGUACCAGCCAUCUUGCCUGAUCCUUCCAAGGGUCAAUUCGAUUUGAAUAUUACACCUUUAGCAUCAACCACCCCUAAAGUUGAAACUGCAGCAGUAUCAACCACAGCCACUCCUAAAAUUGAAACUGCAAUGACACCAGCACCAGCAGCAACACCAGCACCAGCAUCUGUGAGCCAACCGAAUUUCAGUAGUGUUGUUAGUCUUGCACCUAAUACGACAUUGAAGAAUGUGGCAGAACAGCCGGCUUCUCUGCCUACUAUGUUCCAAGCACAAACUCCAACGUCUGGGAUUGUCAGCACUGCUAAUGCUAACAAUAAUGAAGAUGACAUGGACGAGGAGGCUCCAGAGUUGAGCAAUGCUGCUCAACUUAGUUUGGGAGGCUUUGGUGGGUUCGGUCUUGGCUCUUCUCCCACUCCCUCUGCUCCUAAACCUAAUAAUCCAUUUGGUGCUUCAUUCGGUAACACAACAACAAACGUUGCAAGUUCUCCUUUCUCCAUGAAUGUUCCUAGUGGAGAGCUUUUUCGCCCUGCCUCAUUUAGCUUUCAAUCUCCACAACCUGCACAAGCAUCUCCGCCUGCUAACUCAGGUGCAUUCUCUGGUGGUGGAUUUGGCAGCGGGACAACUGCUCAACCUCCCGCAAGUGGGUUUGGACAGGCAUCUCAAAUCGGACAAGGGCAGCAAGCAUUGGGAUCAGUUCUUGGCUCUUUCGGGCAGUCAAGACAGAUUAACACUGGCUUACCAGGAGCUAGCUUUGGAUCCCCAAGUGGUCUUGGUGGUGGAUUUGCUGCAGCUGCUGGUUCUUCUGGUGGGUUCUCAAGUGCUGUUAGUGGCGGUGGGUUUGCUAAUAUCUCUCCUGCUGCUGGUGGCUUUGCUAAUUUGGCUUCAAGUGGUAGCGGGUUUUCUAGCUUGGCUUCAGGUGCUAGCGGAGGAUUUGGCAAUGCAGUAGCUUCGGGAGGUGGUGGAUUUGCUGCUGCAGCUUCUGCUGGUAGGGGAUUUGCCCCGGCAGCUACACCAAGUGUUGGUUUUGGAGGAGCACCUCCAAGCGGUGGCGGAUUUGGAGCUUUCGGCAACAAACAAACAAGUGGUUUUUCGGCUUUUGGUAACAAUGCAGCAGCAGCUACUGGAAAACCCCCUGAGCUUUUCACACAAAUGAGAAAAUAAAUUGCUAUUUAAACUCAAUUUUGAGCAUUUCACCCAAAUGAGAAAGUAAAUUGUAGUUAGUUAGCUAGUUCAUAACAAUCAUAUUUAGAUUGAAUUUUGUUUAAUCUAAUAUAUAUAUUAAUAGAGGUGAUUAUUUCUCCCCAA